Molecule: messenger RNA, 1386 nt
Organism: Amyelois transitella
Lineage: Eukaryota; Metazoa; Arthropoda; Insecta; Lepidoptera; Pyralidae
Exons: 11
Coding region: 1-1386 (461 amino acids)
Biological process (GO): proteolysis
Molecular function (GO): serine-type endopeptidase activity
Source: RefSeq, a predicted model, not a curated record
AUGAGGUUAUACGUAUUCCUUCUUAUUAUCAUUUUGUCCAGCUCCUCAGUUUACCUAGUAUUGGGUUUAAUACAAGAUUUAGCCAUGUGCCAUGUGGACUUCACCCUAAAACCCGUUGAUGGAAUCGUUAAGAUCCACUCCUUCAAGUGGUUAGGCUUUGUCCAAUACGUACACACGACCACGGGUCUUCCUCACCACAGCAAAGCGCCAAGGGUAGUGUUAGUCCAAAAAGAGUUCGUUCUGGGCACUGCCACCGACAUGCUGCAUCUGCCAAAGAACUAUAAGCUUGGAAAUGUCAUAUUUGGUGAUUACGAGCAAGAAGAAAGCGACUGUGACCUCUCGAAGCAGCAAAUCAAGAUUGGAAUGCAAUGUCAGCGCGCAUACAUCGAAAUGCCUUACACUACUAUACUACCGCAUCCGGAGUUCUCAAGGUUUGGUGUAGGAAAUAGUCUUGCCCUUGUUAAACUCCUUCGACCCAUUAAAUCAAACUAUAUGGUGCCAAUAUGUCUACCAACGAUUAUUGAACGGGAAAGAAAAAAAAAUACCAGAGUUGUUUUUAUGGUGGAUUAUUUGAGUACUGUACCGAGAGAUUUUGAUUCCGAGAAAAUGGCAAAGAAAACUUUGCGACUUUAUACUCAUAAAGAAUGUAAGAAGCACAGAAUAAAAUCGAGACUUGGCAGCGAGGGUGUGACCCAUGUUCUCUGCAGCUCUGGGUGCGGGGUACGGCCCGGAGCCCCCAUCGUCAGCCACUCUGCUGAUGGCACCUUCGAAAUUAUAGGUAUAGCAGCAGGUGGCGGCACUUGCACUCGGCGGACCAUGAGGCGUCGACUCAAUAAGGAACCACCUCUAUAUAUAGAUGUUUACCCGUAUGUCUCGUGGAUAACCAACGUUAUCACAGCGCACUUACUGCCAAAACCGUAUCCACAUAAUUUCAAAUUGGCUUCUGACGGUACUGGGCUGACUGUCAAAAAAGGUGGUUACUUGAGAAAGAGAAGACCACAACGGGAGGACUGGAGUGCCAGGUACUUCGUAUCUGGAAAAACAUGCUUUCAAAGUGUUAAAAAACAACGGAGACACCACACAUUCUACGUGGAAAGGUUCGAAGUAAAUGCUGAUCCACCGGGCAAAAUGAUUGUUAGGUUGGAGGUAUCUGCCGGAAUAUACACAACGAUAGUAUGCGUAAAAUUGCUGCUUCCCAAUAGGUUCUACAGACCAAAGAUCGUUGGAGUCGGGGGCUACAACAUAUCUGUUUACUUCGAGACUGAUUGGUUUCCUUACACCUUUUACUUUUCUCUUAGUCUCACUGGCAAGAAGACUACAGAAACAGAUCUAGAAGAAUGGCAGUAUGAACUCCCGGAGAAUUUCCAUGGGAGACCGUGGCACUAA